Molecule: messenger RNA, 1259 nt
Organism: Physcomitrium patens
Lineage: Eukaryota; Viridiplantae; Streptophyta; Bryopsida; Funariales; Funariaceae
Product: ribosome-recycling factor, chloroplastic
Biological process (GO): plastid translation
Cellular component (GO): chloroplast
Molecular function (GO): ribosomal large subunit binding
Source: RefSeq, a predicted model, not a curated record
CGGAGCUGAUUGCGCCCCCCUGCUUCCAGUGACGCCUCACCGACUGCGCAUUCCUCUUCUUCGCAAUUCGAGGUGCUAGAACUCUUGGUUCCUGCGGUCUUAUUGCCAGCCUCCCGCGGCACUCCUGGAAUCGAUUCUCGUCUCGUUUGACCGUUUAUUGGGAGGUUCAUUUUUUGAGCUAAUUAAUAUCAUAAGAGGCACAAUGUCGGUCUGUGCGACAGCCUCCGUUGGAUCAUGCAUGGCGAAGGUGAAAGAAGCCAUGUCUCCCUUGCAAUACAUGGGCAAGACGAAAGCUGUUGGAGGGGGUGUUGUAUUGCCACAGCAGUUGAGCUUUGCAUCAGUUGCACUCCGGAAGUGCCGUGUAUCUUCAAUCAAAAUCUUGGGGAGGCCUACAAGGUCACCCGUCAUCAGGGGAGCUACGACGGAAGAUGUGGAAGCAGAGAAGGAGCUCAUUGAAAUGGAUGCCAUGGAGAGGAUGGAGAAAUCUUUGGAGGCUACCAAGGCAUCCUUCAACACUGUGCGGACUGGUCGAGCUACCCCUAGUUUGUUGGAUCGUGUUCAGGUGGAGUAUUAUGGAACCAAUGUCAUACUCAAGAGCAUUGCGCAAAUUACCACUCCAGAUGGCAGCACUAUCCUCAUCACGCCAUUUGACAAGUCAAGUUUAACCUCAAUAGAGAAGUCUCUCGUUAAAUCGGAUAUUGGAAUUACGCCAAACAAUGACGGAAAUGUUAUUCGACUUAAUGUUCCUCAACUAACAGCAGAUAGGAGGAAGGAACUUCUGAAGUUGGUAUCCAAGCUCAGCGAAGAGGGAAAGGUGGCUAUUCGGAAUGUGAGGAGAGAUGCGAUUAAGUCGUAUGAAAAACUUGAGAAGGAGAAAAAGCUUUCAGAGGACAACGUGAAAGACUUAUCUGGUGAUAUUCAGAAAAUGACUGAUGACUACAUUAAGAAGAUCGAUGCACUAUUCAAGCAGAAAGAAAAGGAGCUGCAGACAGUCUGAGUGAUAUGACUCCAAAAUACGGCCUAGGUGUAAUACUUUUUGUAGUCUCUCUGUGAAGUUUGGAUUCAGCUAGCCUGAUGUAGAAAAUGCCUUACUGGUGGUGGCCAGCUAUCCGCUCCAAUGAACCUCAUUUGAACGGCGAUUCCUAAACUAGUGAACCCAGAAGAGUUGUGAGACUAAACGCCAUCUGUUGCCCUUGCAAGGCUUGUAUCUGAAAUGUACUACUCAAUUUUCUUUCAUCAAAUCUUGGUUUCACAGAAAA